GACCAUGGAUUCCUUCGCGGAGGGCCUGCUCCACGAAGAUAAGCUAAAGGACACGCAGGACAGCCUCAUCACUAUGAUUUUUGGUGUGGGAGCAGCUGUUGCAGCCUUCCCACCCGUCAUGGACCUUUGCGUGUCUUUCUUGGGUCGCAAGGGUGCAGUGAUUGCUGGUGGGGCAAUCUUCUGCUUGGGGUCCGGCUUGCAAGCGCUUGCCUGCAAUAUGACCAUGAUGCUUAUGGGGCGCGUCAUCGCUGGCUUCUCCGUGGGCUUGUUGUCUGGAAACGCCCCAGUGUACACCAGCGAGAUUGCGCCGCCGAAGCUGCGUGGUGCCCUGGUAACCGGCUUCCAGUUUGCAAUUACUGUUGGAAUCAUGCUUGCAUUUCUAUUGGCCCUUGUCUUGGAAGAUGUGGAGAAACCGUAUGGUGGCUGGCGCUGGGUUAUUGCUGCCCAGAUAGUGCCGGGGCUAUUGUUGGUCUUUGGUGGCAUGGUGAUGCCUGGGUCUCCACGGUACCUGGUGGCGCAAGGCAAGCCAAACGAGGCGCUGAAGAUGUUGCUCAAGCUGCGCACCCUGAAGGAUGUGCGUGUAGAGUUGGCCCAGAUCUUGCAAGAGCACGAGGCAGAAUCAGCUACUCACACCAGCUGGGGAGAGUUCCUCUCAGGGGACAACUUAAAGCUCCUGGGCAUUGGCGUCAGCAUCCAGUUGCUUCAGCAGCUCUGUGGAAUGAACGCCUUCAUGUACGAUGGCCCUUUGAUCUUCAACAAGCUCUUUGGGUCUGAACAUGCUGGAAGGCUCUUCACAUUGGUUUCAGGUGUGGUCAACAUCUUUGCCACCAUCCCGGGACUCUUUUUGGUGGAUCGGUAUGGCCGUACCUUGCUGAUGAAGUGGUCAGCCAUUGGAAUGAUGAUUUGCUCAGCGGUUCUGGCUAGUGUGGGUGAUGUAUGCUUCCAGGAGAUGGGUGCUUCCAAGGAAACAUUAUUAUUGGCAGAGGGGACAGCGACCGUGGCCAUUUGUGGCUUCAUCCUGAACUUUGCCUACGGAUGGGGUGGAAUGGCUUGGGUCUACUGUGCCGAGAUGUUUCCACAGAAACACCGAACAAAGGGUGUCGCUGCCACGACCGAUGCGAAUUGGGUGGGGAAUAUCCUCAUUGCAUUCUUGCCGCCCAUCAUGUUUGCCAACUGGGGAUUCAACACCUUCUGGCUCUUUGUGGGAACAAACUGCUUGUGCUUCUUCUGUGCCGUGUCCUUGCCCGAAACAAAGGAGGGGACAAAAGCCUUGAGGAGAUCACUCAGAUGUUUAAUGAUUGGCUGCAUCCAGUUGAAAUGGAUGACAAACCUGAGAUCUUAGAGGCAUGAAUUGCUGAGACAAAGGACGUAGAAGAGCUUUCAUACACUUUCAUACGUUCUAGCUUUCGAGAUAAUUCACUUUUGAUUUUUGAAAUAGGUGUGUAAGAGCCUGUACAGCAGGGCCAGCUUUGCGCGGCCACUCAUAAAGAAUCUAUAUAUACUCUAAGUUGCGUGCAAGGGCAUGCUGGAAGUGAGUGUUUAAACUGACAAGGACUCCGAGUACAGAACGGGGGACCUUCUUUCGACCUGAAGCCAUUUCACGGGAGGUGCUGCUUCGGGAGGCAAGGGUGCUUGCCUCCUCUGGGUCUUUCCACAAUCUAGAGCUUUUUGCAUGCAAGUUAUGGGAUUUAGAAUGUCAUGGAAUUAGAAUUGUGGAAAGGACGGAGUCAUUGUUUGCCAAAGAGCAUAUGUAUAAUCUGAGCAUAUCUGAGCGUUUUGGCACUGCUGUGAAGCAGUCGAAUUAGCUCAGACUCAUGCUGGUGAAAAAUGAGCCUCGGACAAAACUACCGCUGUGCCAAAACAACUGG
Messenger RNA from Durusdinium trenchii, 1868 nucleotides. Lineage: Eukaryota; Dinophyceae; Suessiales; Symbiodiniaceae. The record is from the annotation of a GenBank genome assembly.